This is a messenger RNA of Nipponia nippon (crested ibis), 453 nucleotides long. NCBI's taxonomy places the organism in Eukaryota, Metazoa, Chordata, Aves, Pelecaniformes, Threskiornithidae. The record is from RefSeq and is a predicted model, not a curated record.
AUGCGCUUUGCUGGACUUGCAGACUUUGUGACAGCAGUCAUGGUUUUACUGGGCUCCUUAACAUGGACAAUCAUCUCCUAUAUGUACAUCUUCUCCACUGUGCUGAAGAUCACAUCUGCCUCAGGAAUACAAAAGGUUUUCUCCACUUGUGGUGCUCAUAUCUCUGUCGCCUCUCUAUACAAGGGCAGUGCCAUAUUCAUAUAUAUGAGAAUUUCACAGACUUCUCUUGAUAUCAAGAAGGUUGUGAAUGUGCUGUCCUCAGUGGUCACACCUUCACUAAAUCUGUUCAUCUACACCUUGAGGAAUGAGAAAGUGAAAGAGGCCUUGAUAAUUCUUUUCACACAACAGUAUUUCAUGAAGCUAGGAGUGCCUAAGCAACAUAAUUCAUUCUCUCACAUCAGAUAUGGUGAACCUUUAUCUUCACAUCCAGACAUGGAGGAAAUGUUUAUAUAG